Molecule: messenger RNA, 6714 nt
Organism: Patiria miniata (bat star)
Lineage: Eukaryota; Metazoa; Echinodermata; Asteroidea; Valvatida; Asterinidae
Exons: 3
Coding region: 201-4271 (1356 amino acids)
Source: RefSeq, a predicted model, not a curated record
CGAUUAUGCGCAGUGAGUCAUGAUACGUGCAUGCUGUGGGGUUGUCUUCUGAAACUUUAAAGCAAGUUGUGCGUGCUGUAGAUUGUGUACACGCUUUCGGCUGCUGUAACAGGACGCCAUUUUCCUAAUGCCAUCUCGCAAGCACAUUUAUGCCACAAAGAAAGACCGACGCAGAUCAACAUCUUAAGUAGACGUUCAGUAUGGAAUCCAGACUCAUUUUUACCAGCCUUGUUCUUACGGCGGUAUACGCUGCCGAACUGCGAGUGAAACCGUCCGAUUCCACAGUAACAAUCGGCCAGCCGCAUACUUUUGAAUGCAUUAUAGCGGGUGAAUACCAGAGAGGCAAGCAGCAUGUCUAUUGGGCGUGGACUGGACCCCGGAACCAACAGAAAUUCCUCAGUGUGGAUAGGACACUUUACCCGGCCGUGGAUGCCGACAAACGGAGCCGAUACAGCAUUACCGGAAACAUGAACGAAGGGGAGUUCAAUCUUCACAUCUCGUCGACGACAGCAGAUGAUCAAGGUCAGUUCCGGUGUAUCAUGUACGAUUCCGGCCGUAGCGCCCGAGCUUCUGCGAUGCUGAGCGUCCAGGAACUCCACCUUCCGCAUCAGGGGUAUCCCAAGUGUUCCAUUACCCCAACCAAUCCACAACCUGGGGAGUACGCGACGUUCUCGUGUAUCUCGGCAGGUGGCAAUCCGCCGGCCACGCUCUCUUGGGCACGGCGGAAGAAAUCCGACAUUCCGGCUCACCACAACUCGACCGGUCAACAGACGGGAGCGUACUUGCACCGGCUCCUGACUGGCCACGACAACAAUGUGACAUUUACAUGCUUCUCUAGGUCCGCACACUCUGCAGACUUUGGAAGCUGUACCGUGGUCCCCUUUGAGAUUCCUACUCAUGUCACCAUCAUGCCUCCACAGAUGGUCGCAGUAGGCGACUAUGCCGAAUUCUUCUGCCUGGCCACUAGCGUGCCGUCUUCCAUUAAAUACCGGUGGUUUGUGGGAAAGGGACAGUCCAUGACUAAAGUGACAAGGACCAAGGGACGUUUCGUCUUAGCCAACGAAGGAGCAUCUCUACGAAUACUGAACAUCACUCAAGAUGACAACGGGAUGCCGGUGCAAUGCGUAGCUAGAAACCCGCUAGACAUCAAAGGAAUGGACGAGGAUAUAGUCCGAGUUGUGGUCCAACGGAACCCCAUUCCUACGGUAACUACCACUAAACCCCUACUAAGAAGCACCAAAGCCACGCCCACCACUUCAACACCGUUUGUUCCUCCGCGAACAUCACGAAAGACUUGGAUGCAAACCUUGACAGUCCAAGCUACCGAGUUCCAGACCCCAGCCCCACCCAAACUCCCUCCGCUACGGACUGCGCCAAAACGGGUCCCGGAAUCACCCAAACCCAAAAAUUCGGCGGCAAUUAUCCCAGUCACUACCAAUGAAGUGGAUGAACCUGUUUCUCCGUCACCACCUCUCGAGGAUGAUACUACCAGACAACCCCCGGACUCUGUCCAGCAACCCGGCCCAAAUAGUAAGGGUUUCACCGCCGGUGCUGCAGUGGGAUUCACGAUGCUCAUACUUAUCGUUUUUGUACUGAUAGGAAUUUUGAUUAAAAUCAAGAUUGUGGACAAACAAGAAAAACCCGCCGAGAGAAAGACUCUACGUCCGGCUUACAAGCCUCGUAUAGACAAGCUGGAUAUUGUUGUCUUACCCAACACUGCCCAGGAAAACGAUAGCAACACGAGCGAUGUUCAGCGGUCUAGCAGCGACGAUGCCCCUCGUAGCAAACAUAAGCAAAACAGCGUGAAGUCCGAUAAGUCACCCAGACGAUCAUCCUUCGUGCAUCCUGAUUUCCUGGAGCAACUAGCAUCUACGAUCCGGUCCAAGAGUCACUGCUCAACAAUGUUCAAGAGGGGAUCGAUCAGCUGGCGAAAGAGGAAAGCCUCCACCCUGGACCGACCGUCUGCCGUCAAAAGCGAGUCUUCACUGGCUGAAGAAGCCACGAGCACGGUCAAGCGGUACUCAGCGUUCUUCAACGCCGUACCAAAAGUGCCGAAUGAAGAGGUUCCAGUUGCGAGUCCAAGGAAUAUCCAGACGCCGGAAUCUGUCUACGAGAACACUGAAAUCGGUUUGAAGCUGCAGGAAGAGGCGAAUCGAUUCAGCAGGGAGUCUCCAUACGAGAAUACGCAAUACCCGAUGAAUGAUACGGCGCUCUCUUCAGAUCCUGACAAUCGCAAGAGUGAAGCUAGUAGCUUGUUGAAUCUGGUGUACGCCGAUUUGGACUGGACGGGGUUCCCCUCCCGACAUGAAGACGUCAACGAUACUGAAGAAAGGACUGAGUAUGCGGCCAUUAGAACCUCAAAGGUUCUAGACCACAGUGUCAUGCCGCCUGGCCAUUGCUGUACGCGGCGGGCUAUGGUUGAAGUAGCCGUCCAUGGCGCAGGGGGUGGGGCUUGGCUAAAUUACGGGACUAUAAUCAACAAGGCUCCAUCUCAGAUUUCAACCAUGGUGUGCAGUGUUUUAUCCUCUGCAGUGCAGUUACUCGUUUUGAUGUUGAUCAGCAGCGGGACUAUUUCAGCUACAAGCCCGCUACGAGAGAACCCUACCGAUGCUUUCACCACGCCGGGCUCUAUCGUCGUUUUACGGUGCGCCGUAGACAACCGCCCCGGUCAACCCGAGUACAACGUGUAUUGGUACCGUCACAGCCCCAGCAAUGCAUACCUCACUAAGGGUACUCGAGUGUUUCGGCAGUCUUUUCGUUCGGGGACUAUGUGGCAGAGACUCUCAGUGAUUGGGGAUACAUCGGCAGGGGAGUAUUUCCUCCAAAUACGGGAUGUCGGGAUGGAGGAUGCUGGUGAAUAUGGCUGCGUCUACUUCCAAGGAGAUCGAUAUUUGGGAGAGUCACGAAUUGCCACAAUAACUGUGUAUGAACCUCCUGAUGAGGGGUAUCCCAGAUGCAGUAUGGAACCCAGUGGGGUAAACCUGGAACCGGGGCAGAAGGUAGUGCUUACUUGUAUAUCAGCAGGGGGAGAUCCUAGACCCCGAUUAGACUGGAUGAGUUGGCAUGAAAUUCUGCCAGGGAGAGUUCAGGAUGAUCCCCCUAAAGCCACUUAUGAACUUCAGCUGAUGGAGACUGACAAUGGGGCAGUGUUCACUUGCGUUGAGAACACUCCUGCCACUCCACAGCUUGCAAGGACUUGCAGUCUGAAGCCCUUUCAUCGGCCGACCAAUGUCUCCAUAGUCACUUCCCCCGUUCAUAUAGGAGAAGAUGCUGUCUUCAGCUGUACGGCUGCUGGCAUCCCGAUCAUCUCCAAUUACACCUGGACAAUUGCUGGGCAAUCCCCAGAGAAGUUUACUUCUGCCUCCGGGGAGAAGGUUGUCGUUGAAGGCAGCAACCAGAUUUUACGAAUUGUGAAUGUGCUUGCAGAAGAUAACGCGACCAUUGUCAAGUGUUACGCCAACAAUGAGGUCAAUGAGGAAGGAGUAGCCAGUACUGAGAUACUAAUCGCCCAGCUUCUACCGAGUUUUCCAAGUGGUAAAAAUAUGAGUCCUCGGGAUAACAACGAUGAAUCUGGGGUCAAUGCUGGCAUCGUUGUGGGUUCUGUCCUUAUCUUGCUGAUCUUGAUUGUCGUCAUCAUCAUCCUGGUGCGGAAACUUCUCUGUCUCAACAGGAAGAGAGCACCCUCUGGAGAACAAGACCCUGAAAUCCAGGAAGCAGAGAGCCAACCCUUAAAGACUGAACUAGACGAGACUCCUCCACCUGUCGUCAAUAUACAGUCCAAUCCCAUUCACCGUCCGGUUACCAUCUGCCUGACGCCCCGGGAUGCUAUCGUCGAACAUAUACGAGAGACGGAAGAAGCUGGAGGUGAGCCCAUUAGACCACCUGACAAUACCUCCCGAGUAACUGUGGUGGGUCGGCUUUCCUGUGCAGGAUUGACAGUUGAUGUUGGAGACAUUGCAGCAAUGUACUCCAGGCCAGUCAAGAAGACAGAAGCUCAAAAACAAGCUGAUGUUGUCCCGGAUCCAGAACCCAAGGACUCCAAACCUAAACCCAAACCCAGGCCUGCUUCUAAACCACCUCUCCUACCCAAACCCAAACUCCUUCCGAAACCAGGAACACCAUCACCUGUCAAACCAAAAGAGGAACUGGUGAGUCCAAAAGAGGAGGAACAGCCAGAAGAAGAUGAUGAAGAGGUCAUUUAUGAAAACACUUAUCGUAGACCAGACAUCACCAUGGACCUAGGCGAGGAAAGUGAUUCUGUAAAUUUAUAAAGAACAAAUCCUCCGGCUUGCAUGGGAAGCAACUAGAAUUGUUUGAAGAUCCAAAUCCUCCCACUGGAAAGAUAAGUAACAUCAGAAAAAAACUUUUAAAAAAGUGCAUGAAGUGAUAUUGGAAAGAUACAUGUGCCCUUGUAAACUCAUUGUACAACUUUGUUAAUACUUGUAUAUAUCUAAAAAGUCAUUUAUCCACAUAAAAAGGGCAUAAUAAUAUUUUCAUAAAUGUCUUUUUUUUCUCGAAAAAAAGGUCAUCACUCUUGUGAUAUGUAAUUGCCGACUACGUGUAUUUAUAGUUACGUGUAUAUAUAGUUACUUUUCUCUUUUGUUGAAUACUCACAGCCGUGUUAAUUUUCAUUAAUUCAAGAAAAUGCACAAUGAAAAAUCAUGCUCAUUGCAAAUAUAUAUACAUAAUGCCAUUUUCAUGAUAUAGGCCAAUAGCGCCUUAACAUGCUAAAAAAGAAAUUCCAGUUUUGAAUCGAACAUGGUAAAUUAUUUCUUUGAAACAGAGAGACAUCUCAAUGUCCCUGUUACUUUGUGCCUAUAUGUUACAAAUAUGCUUCAAUAGAAAACGUCAAUAAUAUAACUGUAAGUAAUCUUAGUUUAUGCAUGUUUACAUGUAAUGUUUACAACGUUGAACCGUACGGUUUCUUUACCGUUUUUCAUAUUUUUUUUAUAUCAAUACUGAUGCAGCAUUAAGAUCAAACGAUUGAUUUCUAGUGCCUUUGAUUUAUCGAGAGAAAAAAAGUUUGUAGUGCAAGGCACCAUUACUUAUUAUAAACAACAUGCGCUUUCAUUUUCAAACGGAUUUCCUUUAUAACUUCUGUUUUUAUAGGCAAGCACAAACUAACAAGUGCUUGUAAAAAGGUCUGCUGGAAAUGUUUUUUUUUUACAAGGUACUGACUUUUACUCUCUAUGGAUGUGGUCCUAAAGUGUUCUGUAUUUGUGUUGAAUCGUUAACAACAUACCAUAGCAGUAUUGAGACCCACAAUAGUUGCUUCUGUGACUUUUAACUCCAUCGCAAAUCUGUGUAAUCAGGUGCGAUCUGUAGAUAGUUUAUCCACUUGACAAUGGACUGUUCAAACACUAUUUCCUAUUCCAGCUUGUCAAGUUUCCUCAAACACUUGACAUGUUUGUUUAUUUACAACACUUACACUACUGGUGUGUGGACUGAGCUUCGGGACCAAAAACAUGUGUUUUGGUUUUUAAAUAGGUGAGGUGGUUAACAUGUGCAAGAACAAAGUAAGGAUCGGCUCUAGUAGAGGAAAAAUAUACGUUUGGAAUUUUUGGCAAAAUGUUUUAUGCAAACAUUUGUUUUGUACAUUAUUUUGUAUUUAACCAAGGUUUUCACAUCAAGCAUUGCAUGUAAUUGUUUAAACCUGUCUGACAUAUUGUAGUUUCAAGUCGGUCUUUCAUUUAUGUGCACACUGCUUAUACGUGCGCGUGGAUCAUCGGUUAUGGGAUAUGGCUACAUAUUGUGGGUUCUCUCUUGAUAAAGGCAAACCCUUAUCUUAGGAUAUUGAAGAAUGAUUGCCCUGUGCUGUGCUGGAGGUCAUGACCAUUCAAGGUCCCCCGUGCUUUUGCAACAACUGGAUGACGACUUGCAUUCGUCAAAUUUAAAUGACAUUUGGUUGUGUGGGCACGGGCAGUAAAAUUUUAUUAUAUUAUAAACAAACUUUGAUGGUAAAUAAACGUUUUCGUUGAAAAGACACCAUAGUAUUUGGUAAUAGCAAAGCCAUCGUGUUUGGCGGAAGUGAUAGUCCUCCGUAAAGCCAAUUAACCUUCGAAUGUAAAGUUUUAUGAAUAGACAUGUCUUUUGUACAUCAAAUAUUGCCGUUGCUUAGAAUAGUUAGAUAUCAAAGCUCACGUUAAAUUUUCAGGAUUCCUCUACAUCUACUUCAAUAAGUGAUGCACAAAGUUGGCUUCCCAAAUUUUUCCUCAAAUUGUUUCAUUUUGGGCAUAUCAUGUACAUGUGUUGGCCACAGGAACGUCCAGAUAUGGCAAUUCUGUAAUGUGUUUACCUUUGAUGUGAGUGCCCCUUUAAUAUUUCUACUUAGCCUUUCCCUCGUGCCUUUUACGACCCUCGACUCAUGCAAUUAUAUUCAAGGUUUGGUCCUAAGUAAACACGGGGAAAACUGCUACACUGUCACACAAGGGUACUAUUGUGUGAUCAGGGUUCAGUUGGCCAACCCUUAUUUUAGAGGUGUGUUCGUUUAUGUAGGCAGUCUGUUUUCCUUUUCGUCCAUAUGCUGCGCCCCCAAAGCUAAUGCUUUGUUCAAACGCAGAAUUUUUUUAUUUUUUUUGUCAGUGUGAUAUUAUUACGUUCUCAACCUGUUUGGUGCUAUUUGUAUAAUGUACAAUAAUUCAACAACUCCUUAAUCAUGAUGGUGCUAAUAUAUCAUUCUAUGAAUAAAUAAUGAUUGUUAUUGUGCCCUUACUA